Molecule: messenger RNA, 1920 nt
Organism: Amphimedon queenslandica
Lineage: Eukaryota; Metazoa; Porifera; Demospongiae; Haplosclerida; Niphatidae
Exons: 9
Coding region: 131-1816 (561 amino acids)
Molecular function (GO): protein binding
Source: RefSeq, a predicted model, not a curated record
AUAAGGGAAAAUACCUCGGAAAAGCCUUGUUAAGAUUUCAGAUGAACGUAGUCAACGUACUCUUGUUCAAAUCUGAUGAUCUGAAAUUGUGACUGGUGUAGAGAUACUAAUCAACUGGAUCAACAACUCAAUGGCAGGGUCAAAUAGCUCUCUUCAUAGUGAUAAGAGGAUAUCUAGCAGAUGGCUCUUUCUGCAGGAAGUCACUCUGUUGAUGCUAUUAACAACUUACCUUGGAGCUGGCAAUCCUGUCAUUGCACCAUCACCAGUUGUUACAACAUAUCUUGGAGGAACCAUCAAUAUUACUUGUAUCAAGCCAAAUGAAGCCAUGGAAGUGGCAUGGGAAACAGGACUGCUGCCAUUGUUUGCUUUUCGUGAUGAAAAUAAUCUUGUCGUUUCUGUUAAUGAUAUUUCCCUUAAUGGAAGCUUUAUUUACUGCAUUGCAAGGUAUCCAUCUCAGCCUGUUACAUUUUAUACUAGUGAUCCAGUUGUACUUCUUAUUCAAGGAACCUUGGGUAGUUUUGAGUUGACCAAAGUGACUAAUGGGCCCUGCGAAGUAAAAAUAACAUGGAACUCUCCAUUCACUUUGCCAGGUGUGCCGAUAUUAGGGUACCAGAUUAACAUCACUAAUCAAGACACUGGUACAAAGGAUAUAAUUUUCACUAAAAACAGAAAUAUUUCUCUUAUACUUGACUACAAUUACACUGUGGCUGUGUCUGGUGUCAAUAGUGCUGGGGUAGGGAAUGUCUCAGUGGUUAACGCCUCUUCUGUUUUGAACUAUAUACAUGAAACAUUUUCUAGUUUAAAUUAUUCUAAUCCCAUUCCAAGUCGAAUUGCCAAUGAAUGGAAGGCUAAUAUUUCAUUAUCUAACUAUAAUCAGCAACAUAAGGAAAUUUUGGAGGACACUGGAUGUAAUGCUUUUAUUGUAAUUAAUUUUAUCAAUAGAAGCGAUUCAGAAACUGUAUUCACAUCAAAGGAAACACACGUUAAUGAUGAGGAAUUAUUAUCAAAUGAUCCUAUUGUUAUGAAAGAAGAUUCUCGUUACAAUGUAACCAUAGCGCUUAAAGCAUUCCAAAGGCAAGCAAAGGUAUUUGAAUCGGCAAACAUAGGGGAAUUGAGUACAUUUGAUGUCCAAGACAUCAACAAUGAUGAUGGAAACGACUGCUUACGUACAGAGUAUGUGGAUGGUUCCAACAUUAGUAAAUGUCGAAUUAAACUUAACUGCUCAAAUGAACUUCUGAAAAGUUUUAUACUUAAUGGAGGAAGAGAGUGCUUAAAUGAAACAGUGAAAAAUGCGACUUGUGUUCUUGAAGCCUAUGAUUGUGCCAAUGAUGAUUGUGUUAAUUGGGAAGGUCCUGCAGUUACUAGGAAUAUCACAAUCAGCAAUGUAUCAUCAGUUUCAUCGGAAGCUAUUGAAGGACCAAGUUCUAUCAGUUAUGUUAAGAGUACUAUACAUCCUAGUACUACUGAUACUACUAGUGCAAGUGAAAUGGCAUAUCCCAGUGACACAGUUGUAGCCACAAAUUCAAUUGAGCCAUAUAAUUUGAGCAUGUUCAAGUUGAUUGCAGUGAUUGUGGGGAGCAUAAUUACUAUCAUUAUCAUUAUUAUCAUAACUAUUAUGAUAGUAUUAGUUUUAUACUUUAAGAAAAGCAAUACAGUCAAGUCUUGUGAUAGUGAAAGCAAUCAUGCACAAGAGUCCUACAAAAGCAAAAGAAAUAACGCAAAAGAGUCUUGUGAAAACAAUAAACAAUGUGCAGAAGGAAAUUUUCCAGAAAAGUUUCACAGGAACGAAGAUGAUGAUCAAGAGUCUACUCUGUAAUGACUGCUGGUACUGCUGUGCUAUUACAAAAUUGCUUUUGCUAGCUAUUAUUUGUUAUAUAUUGAUAUAUUAUUUUGGUAUUCAUUCCUAUUAUUAUUUUCUAA